AUGCCUUCUUCCGCUCCUUCCGAAGGAGUCAUCGAUAGUGUAACCAACUUCCCUUGGUGGACGUUAAUAUUGGUUUUCGGCAUUACCAAAUUCAUAACUGGACCGACAGGCCACCUGGCCCUUCGACGAGUGGCUCAGAUGUUGGGUGGCCACGAUGCUCAGACUCCCGUCGAGCGUUUCCAUGAUGGCGAAAUUAAUGGCGAAGAGUUGAAGAUGGUUAUUGCUGUGCGGAUGGAUUUGCAAAUGGGGAAGGGGAAGAUAGCAGCACAGUGUUGUCACGCCGCAGUAAGAAGCUACCAGAAGCUCUGCACACCAACAAGUGAUGCCUAUUGGACCCGCGUGAAGGAAGCAUGGGAAAAUGGUGGUCAGAGGAAGGUUGUUGUGAAGGUACCGAAUGAAGAAGUCCUGAAUGAGGUGGUGGCUGCUGGUCGGGAGGCUGGCCUUCUGGUCAGCACUAUACGUGAUGCCGGUCGGACGCAGAUCGCUGCUGGGUCGAAGACUGUUGCAGCAUUUGGUCCGGGGCCUGAGAGUGCUAUUGAUAACGUUACGGGACAACUGAAACUGCUAUAG
Messenger RNA from Perkinsus marinus ATCC 50983, 570 nucleotides. RefSeq lists its product as hypothetical. Bases 1 to 570 code for a protein of 189 amino acids. Lineage: Eukaryota; Perkinsozoa; Perkinsida; Perkinsidae. The record is from RefSeq and is a predicted model, not a curated record. Gene Ontology annotation, cellular component: cytosol; mitochondrion. Gene Ontology annotation, molecular function: peptidyl-tRNA hydrolase activity. The transcript has 7 exons.